Molecule: messenger RNA, 1268 nt
Organism: Cajanus cajan (pigeon pea)
Lineage: Eukaryota; Viridiplantae; Streptophyta; Magnoliopsida; Fabales; Fabaceae
Source: RefSeq, a predicted model, not a curated record
UCUCCUUUCCUGGUGGCUGAUUCCUUCUUCUUUGUGGUGGCUGUGGUAAGCUUGGUUGCUGAGUAGGUGGAAGAGCUUGUGGACGCACGAAUUUCCUUCUUCCUCCUCCGUUCACCAUCUUUUCCGAUCUUCUUCUCUGUGAUCCCGAAGCUCGGAUUCUUCGUCGAGCUUUGAGAAGAGCACAGACAUUGAAGCAACUAAACUAAUAAGCAAAAAUGUUGGCGGUGUUUGCAAAAGCCAUUGGAAAACCACCGGAGGAACUGAGGCUUCCGGCAAUGGGGUCCAAUAACUCAAAGACCCCAGAAGAAAUUGUAGACAAAUUUCAAUCUUCGUGGCUGGAUUCUACAGUUUACAACCUUCCACAUGGGAAUUUUAUGGCUCUGUCCCAUGUUGACGAAAGUCCAAUACACCCCAGGUCAGUUGUUGUUUUGGAUGAUAUCUUCUGCAUUUUUAUGGGAGCUCUAGCAAACAUUGCUGAGCUUAGACAUCAUUAUGGCCUCCCAAGGCAAGCAACAGAAGCCAUGAUUGUGGUUGAAGCCUACAAGGUCCUAAGAGAUCGAGCCCCCUACCCACCUGACCAAGUUGUUAAACAUCUUGAAGGAAAAUUCGCAUUCAUCAUCUUUGAUGCCAAGACAAAUACUCUUUUCAUAGCCAGGGAUCGUGAAGGAAGUGUGGAAUUCCAAUGGGGAAUGGCAAAAGAUGGAUCCUUAGUCUGUUCUGAUAACCCUACAAUCAUUAUAGAGGGAUGUGGACAAGCUCGAGCAGCUUUUCCUCCGGGGUGCAUUUUCAUGAAUGGAAGCGGGCUGAUAAGCUUUGAUCAUCCACUUCACAAGGUUCGAGCUGUUGCUCAUGAAGAUGACAGUGGAAACAUCUUGAGUGUAUAUUUUCAGGUGGAUUUGUACACAAAGAUUCCCAGCAUUCCUCGCACUGGAAGUGCAGCUAAUUGGGCUGAUGCUGCUGAAGUCAAGGGAGAAUAAUUGACCAUUAUUAUGCUCAAAAAGUAUGACCAAUUUCAAACUUGGUGUAAUAAAUAGUAUCCUAGAAAUUCUCUGUUUAUAGAUGCUUGUCUAAUGAAGGGGAGAAGCGAGCAUUCGCCAUUUCAUCCCCAUGUAACAAGGUUCAGAGUUUAGACAUUGCAAAAUCCUCUACUGAAGUUGCUAGGUAGAAUACAAAUGUAUGUUACUUCUACCUUAAAAAUGACUCUUUCAGCAGAAUCAGUCUUGUUGUAACUUUGUAAGCAAAUAAGCAGUACUCUCUUCUUUAAUUUU